UACGCGACAAGCCGAGUAUCGAAUUCUUGGAGGUUACGGAAAGCGGCGAGUGGUGACGAAUGAGGUGAUUGUAUGUCUCUGUUCCCAGUCUUCGUUGUAGGAACACAAAGCAGGAUUUUGUGAAUGUUUUCCUGGGCCAACCAUACGAUUUAUAGAUAAGACUUUCGCCGUUGUAUGUCGUCAGUCACAACACGGCAACGGGUAGAGGAUAGGUGAACAUAGCCACCGGAUGAGAACUUACCAGGUCCGUUGAUGGCAAGAGACAAGCAAUCACUACCCCAUGGAGGCCAUGAGUACUAAUUCCAAGUCAGGGGUAUUUUCAUUCGGGGAAUUUAUCAUGAGAAACAGCAAGAGAGCGACGAGAACGCACAAUGGCAGAAAAUGUAAACGAAAUGUCAUUAUAUGCUCGAAAGAGAAAAUGUCGGCCGCCCAGGAAUUGUCAAAGAGGUUUGGCCAAGAAGGAGGACAGUAUGACGUCAUCAAAUGCAUAGAUAGAGAAAUGUUUGACAAGGAGAGGUUACCCUUUUCAAGCUUUUCUACCAUGUAUUUGUUAGUGGACACAGCUGUAGCGUCCAUUUUUCUCAGAAAAGGAAGGCUUCACAAUUCUGUGUAUGACUACUUUGAAGGGCUGGAGGCCAGUGGGAAACAAGUCCUUGUCGUCAACAAAUUUGAAGAAAAGAAUCGCAUGUUUAAUGAAGUCCUGUAUCAGCUGCCGGGUGACUGCACCAAAGAAAUGAAAGACAUAACCAUUACCAGUGUCCCAAGACAUAAACUGGAAUCGGAAGCGGAGCCAAGUCUGGAUUCUGAUGAAGACACGCAGACAGAAGAUGAAGGACAAAGUGCAUCCCUUGAAGAAGCAAUAAGUGAAGGGAUGAAGGAAACACAUCAAGAUGAUGAAUUGAUAAACUGUCAAAUUGGAACUGGCUGCACGAUGAACAUUAAGAAAUCAUCCCAUCAGCUCGUCAUAGCAAAACAGGAUGGAACUGAAAACACAGUCAAUGUCAGAGUUGUUCCUGGGCCAACAGCAUCCAAGGUUGUGCUCGUCAUCACUACAGAUCCCAACAACCCUGAGCUGGAGAAGCUGCUCGUCCAUGACAUUGAUGCCAAGAAACACGUCAUCAACAUCCGACUCAGGUCCAGUGAUGCUCAGAUUGUGACUGUACGGGAGGGCUCUGUUGUCAUAGAAAUUGACGUCGAUCCAGGUCAGACCAUGGAAUAUCAAUGGUUAGAAUCGGUCGUGAAGGAUGUGUUCGCUGGAGAUCUCGAGUCGCUCAUUCCCGAAGGAACUACACUUAAUAUUGACGUGCAAUCGAGCCUGGUUGUACCAGUGAAAAGUCUUGGGAAACUCGGUGACUUUGUUCUUGACAAUCAAGAAGAUCUUCACAAAAACUGUGUGGCUUCAAGGAAGUAUGAAGAAAAAGUGAAAGAAGUUGAAUCCCUCAACAAAGCUCUACUGAGAGAGAAAACUUUAAGGAAGAAACGUAUGCCGACCCUGGACAUGAAAACUGACAUAUCAGCUGAUAUAUUGGAGACCGUCCUUCAGGAAGUUAUCAGCAAUGGGGUCAAAUCAGAGUCAGGAGACUUUGACCCUGUCGACUUUGGCGUUAGUUGUGUGGAACUGAUUGGACAGCUGUCUGGGGAGAAGCUGUGGGACUAUGUGAUCAUGCACCCAUGGUAUUUUGAUGCCGACGGUCCCUUCUACAAUCAAAUGAAACGAGAUGUUGGCUUGGAGCAUGAGAAACACUGCAUACUGCCGUCGUUUCCAGACAAGAUAUUUGUCUACAAUGGUAAAUCUGACAGUCUGGAACUGUGUGUCGAUCCACAUGGCCAUUUUCCAAUUAAUCCUGGCAUCGCAGACACACUUCAGAUGCAGAAGGUCACUACCGGCGUGGAAAAGCUCGGCGUGGGCGAAAUGGAACUGAAAGGAAUGGACGUAAGGCCGAAGGUGUACAGAAAGAAACCAAAUGUUCAUGGAACUAGUGGAACAUCAUUAUCAAAGACAAGAAUAGGAACUGGUGCUUCAUUGGCAGUGCACGGGUCAUUUGACAUUGUCUAGUACAUAGACACAGAGG
Messenger RNA from Haliotis rubra (blacklip abalone), 2072 nucleotides. RefSeq lists its product as uncharacterized. Bases 281 to 2056 code for a protein of 591 amino acids. The transcript has 13 exons. Gene Ontology annotation, molecular function: cysteine-type deubiquitinase activity. Gene Ontology annotation, biological process: endoplasmic reticulum membrane fusion; Golgi reassembly; protein K11-linked deubiquitination. Lineage: Eukaryota; Metazoa; Mollusca; Gastropoda; Lepetellida; Haliotidae. The record is from RefSeq and is a predicted model, not a curated record.